Molecule: messenger RNA, 4395 nt
Organism: Hippocampus zosterae (dwarf seahorse)
Lineage: Eukaryota; Metazoa; Chordata; Actinopteri; Syngnathiformes; Syngnathidae
Product: ATP-sensitive inward rectifier potassium channel 12-like
Exons: 3
Coding region: 817-2541 (574 amino acids)
Biological process (GO): potassium ion import across plasma membrane; regulation of monoatomic ion transmembrane transport
Cellular component (GO): plasma membrane
Molecular function (GO): inward rectifier potassium channel activity
Source: RefSeq, a predicted model, not a curated record
GAUUUUGUGUAUAAGAGAGUUUUUUCACAUGAGAAUUGGACUUUAUUAUUGGAUUUUUUUUUGUAAUACUAAAGUUUUGGGAAUUCAGUCUCUUUCUUGUUUAUGUUUAGUUCUACUAUGCACCCGUGUUUUAAUGUUGUUUUAUGGCUUUGGGUGGUACUUGGUACAAAUGUUCGAGAAUCAGUGGUAUAGAUAAUGGAGGGAUGCUAUACCAAUGAUGCUGGAAAGUAAAAAACAAAAAGAAAAACAUUUAGGUGUAUACAUUCAGAAAUUUUGUGACAUUCCAAAUUAUUAGGAAGUCUGACUUUGCUAAAGGCUAAAUCACAGCAUAUUUCUACACACUGGGAAAAAAAGCAAUAUCAAAUAUAAAUAGGAAGAUAAUCAGACCUCUCUCUCUCUCCCACACCAUUACACACACACACACACACACACACACACACACACACACACACACACACACACAGGCACAUACACACACACAGGCACACACACACAGGCACACAGGCAAGCACAGAUCGAGGCAGAUGCACAAGCGAGGCAGCAGUGAAACGCUUCACCGCAAUGGAGCAACGAUGACCAAGCUCAGAUUGGACACAUUUACAAGUUUGUGCAAGACAAAGCACACCGAAAAAAAGUGGCGUAAAUAUUGGAGGGUGGCGCGAAGUGAGCGGUGACUUGACUCAGCAUGAAUCCAACGACAAUCUUCGAUUGAUUCACACUACCGGAAAACCAAGAAAAUGUCAUGAGAAGACGCUGGUCACAAAUGCCAGACCGGCCUGCGCUCAUACUGCAUCUCAGUCCGGCAACAGUAUUUUCAUGGUUGGAACUGCCCGUCCCAACCUUCAUUACUGCCCUUGCAGACAUAGACUGAUGAUCACCAUUGCCAUGGGAGCAGUGCGAGUCAACAGAUACAGCAUUGUUUCCACGGACGAAGAUGCCCUGAAGAUCUCAGCUUUGGGCCUCCACAAUGGCCACAGUCCUCUGACUCAGCAGACCCUGACCGGGUCGUGCAUGCAGGCCGAGGAUGAAGGAGCAGGAAAAUAUCCUGCAGGCGAAGAAGAACGGGGGUCUUUGUCUCUGAGAGUGACGGAUGACUCAAUUGUCCACAACAGCUGCCAGGCUUCGCCGUCGUGCCGACACGCCGGCGUCAACCUGGGCACCGGUCGUUUGCGCAGCCGAUUUGUGAAGAAGAACGGCCAGUGUAACGUGGUCUUUGAUAACAUGGAGGAUAAGCAACGUCGCUACCUGGCUGACAUUUUUACCACCUGUGUGGACAUACGCUGGCGUUACCUACUGCUCAUCUUCACCGCCACCUUCCUUUUGUCUUGGUUGUUUUUUGGUCUGGUCUUCUGGGGAGUAGCGCUGGCUCAUGGAGACUUUGACCUUCACUUCCCUGUGAAGGAAGGAGACUCUCAGAGCAAGGCAGAGGACAGGCAGGACAAGUGGCGCCCCUGUAUCCUGCACAUCCAGGGCUUUAUCGGGGCCUUCCUCUUCUCCAUAGAAACACAAACUACCAUUGGAUAUGGCUUUCGCUGUGUGACCGAAGAAUGCCCAGUGGCUGUGGUGACCGUGGUGGUGCAGUCCAUCGUGGGCUGUAUUAUUGACUCCUUCAUGAUUGGCACCAUCAUGGCCAAGAUGGUGCGUCCCAAGAAACGGGCUCAGACUCUGCUCUUCUCACAUCACGCCGUCAUCGCCUUGCGAGACGGGAAGCUGUGCCUCAUGUGGCGUCUGGGGAAUAUGCGCAAGAGCCACAUUGUGGAAGCGCAUGUGCGCGCCCAGCUCAUUAAGCCCAAAGUGACGGCAGAGGGCGAGUAUCUUCCUUUGGAGCAGACGGACAUUGACGUCGGCUACGAUGACGGUCUGGAUCGGUUGUUUCUAGUCUCGCCACUUGUGGUGGUCCACGAGAUCAACAAGACCAGUCCUCUGUAUGACCUGAGCUGUGCCGACCUUCAGAAGGAAGACUUUGAGAUUGUGGUCAUCCUGGAAGGCAUGGUUGAGGCCACGGCGAUGACCACUCAAGCCCGUAGCUCCUAUUUGGCGAAGGAGAUCUUGUGGGGUCACCGCUUUGAACCGGUGGUCUUUGAGAAGGGGAACCGCUACCACGUGGACUACUCUCGCUUCCACAAGACAUACGAAGUGCCAACAACACCACACUGCAGUGCCAGGGAGCUCAGUCAAAAGGAAGACAACGGACGGCCACCCUCAUCCUCCACUUCCAGUUUCUCGCGGUCCCCAUCCCCCAUUGCUCCGAGGGCAGCCCGCCACCUCCUCGCCCUCCACUCCCCGAGCGCUUUCUGUUACGAGAAUGAGGUUGCACUUUGUUGUGGAGACGAUGAAGAGGAAGGGGAGGCAGGCAGCCUGGGGAUUAAAUGUGAAAGAGCAGCAAGUUUGCAAGAUGACCUUCCCGUGGGCUUUAAGGAGACAUUCGAAAAGGGGCAGAUGCUCGAGAUGCUAUGCGUGCUGGAGACCGAGAACCAGAUCGCUCUGGACAAACUGCAGCCCGGUCUACCUUUAUACAUCAGUCGGGAAUCUGGAGUCUGAAGAGGCAAGCGAAAGGCCAACAUUCCCUUUGAGCGUGUCCAACCAAAGCAUUGCACUAAUGGUCAAUUCAAGAGUCAAUUCACUUUUUGAACAUGUGAUGACAAGAAAAAAAUAGUUUUUGCAGGUGUGGUAUCAGCUUGUGUCUCGGUUAGCUCUGGUUUCUGGAACAUCUGUACAUUUUCAUCGGCAUUGAUCAACUGAGGCAUUGAUUAACCUCCAUCACCAAGCUCAUCUGAAAGACUUCCUUGUUUUUGUCACUAUAACAUGUGUAUGAUCUCUGAUGGAAUCAAGCUUUUGUUCUUGAUUUCACUAUUUUAUUUUAUUUUAUUUUAUGUAAAUACAGUGUGAUUUUAUUUCAAUAUGGAACGGAUCAAUUUAAUUCAGAUUCAUACAUCAGACACAGAUGCUAGAAAUAUGACAUGUUAGGGUGCUAUCACACCUGUAGUUCACUUUCUCCUGUGCAAAUCAGUCACUGGGUUUGUAAUCUUGGUCAUUGGUUUCCCUAGCUUUUUCAGUUACUCCUCAUAAGGUACAAAAACAAAAAAACAAAAAAACGAUCAAAACGACCUGAAAUACGACAAAAUCACAACAAACCGAGCGUCUUCAACCAAGUUAUUUUUGUUCAGUGGCAGGCACAGGGUUCUAAACAGGAACAAGAUUUGGUGUAUGUGCUGAAUACAUUUAACAAGCUCUAAUUGAGCCACCGUUACCAAGCCAUGCCAGAGUUUGUAUUGUCCAUUUAGAAUAUUUGAGAAAAGGAACCACACUGAGGGGUAAGGGAACAAACUAGAGUUUGUUUAAAACUGACCAAUGGCGCUCAGUUGAAAGCAACUAUCAUCAGGAGCUACAUUGUAUGUGUUUUGGCUGACAAAAUCAGACAUUUUUGAUGAGUGGUCCACCCAUUUCUAGGGGUCUCUGCUUGUUUGGCAUAAAUGGUAUCAUUGAUAUACGAUCAAAAGAAAUCACACCAGAGUUCAUUUUUAAUGGAAUGAAACCGACAGCUAUUUUGUGUUCGAGUGAGAGCACAUUCUUAAAGGAAGCAUGAAGCAUGUAUUCUCGCUGCGUAAAUCUAGUUUUUUUUCUUUUAACAUUACAAAAAGGAGAUGUCAUAAUUUGCAACAGCAGAAAAAAAAUAAUGAGUUAAGAAGUCAACUCCCAAAUUUUCUUUUCAAUAAUAUGUUCUAAGUGACUCACCUGUUUUCUGAAACUGAGCCAUAAUUGGUUGUUACCUGAGCUCGCCGCAACUGUGACCUCAUUGUCACUCAACAGCAGGUGGCAAAAUGGCCACUCCCUGAGAUGGACAAAAACAGGUGGAUUUUACUGCUUAACUCAUAUUCCACAAAUGCAAAAUUAAUCAGAAUGCCACGUUUAGACUAAUAAAGGUCCAUAGAACAUAUUGUGAAGUAAAUUUUUGUGUUGACUUCCCCUUUAAGAUAGAAUUCAAGUAACCUUAAAACAUGUACUGUACAGAAGAGGAAAAUGCACUUUAUUCUUUUAUCGGUAGAUACAAACACAGUGUGUUGUUUUAUAUGAUUAAACACCUAAUAAAAACAGUAUUUACUGUUGCAUUAUAAUUAUACGGCUUGUCCUUGCUUGCACAUUUUGCACACCACACUUUCUUAAAGGUGGAAGGAUCCACUUUACCAUUUAUGUCCACGUUUUGACUUUCGGUUUGUUUGAAAAAUGAUUGAAUCUGGGCAAGCACUGAAGCGUGCAAGAUUUGUUGUGACAUGUGAAAUAUUGAAAAUCAAUCCACACAUUAUUAUAGUACAGCAUUUUGUUCAAUGCAGUGCUUUCUCCUGGUGAUGGAAUAAAGUGAAUAAAGUAUUAAAAGAUAUGUUUUGUAACAUACAA